UGCCUGUGCGCGCUGUGCGAGUUGGGACCCUAAACAAAAGGCUGCCAUCAUCCUAAAGGAGAUAUUCUACUGGAGAGAGUCCGUCUGCUUGAUGCUAACUAAACAUGAGCUCCUAUUUUGUUAAUCCUCUUUUUUCUAAGUACAAAGGCGGCGAGUCACUGGAGCCAACUUACUACGACUGCAGGUUUCCACAAAGCGUUGCCCGCAGCCACACGCUGGUUUACGGACCCGGAGCAGCUGCACCGGGCUUUCAGCACCCGUCCCAUCAUGUGCAGGACUUUUUCCACCACGGGACCACGGGGAUCUCCAACGCCGGAUACCAGCAAAACCCCUGCGCUUUGGCUUGCCACGGAGACGCAACGAAAUUUUAUGGAUAUGAAGCCCUUCCGAGGCAAACGCUUUAUGGUACCCAGCAAGACGCAAGCCUAGCGCAAUACCCAGACUGUAAAUCGUCGAGCAGCUCUAACCCCGGAGAAGGACAAGGCCACUUAAAUCAAAACUCCUCUCCCAGUCUUAUGUUUCCUUGGAUGAGACCCCACGCCCCAGGAAGACGGAAUGGGAGGCAAACCUACAGUCGUUACCAAACUCUUGAACUGGAGAAGGAGUUUCUCUUCAACCCUUACCUGACCCGCAAGAGAAGGAUCGAGGUGUCCCACGCCCUGAGCCUCACCGAGCGACAGGUGAAGAUUUGGUUUCAGAACAGAAGGAUGAAGUGGAAAAAAGAGAACAACAAAGACAAGUUUCCGGGUCAGAGAGGAGAGGCUGAAGCCGAGGCCGAGGAAGAGGGCAACGAGGACGGUGAAGGGGAAGAGGCAGAAGAGAAAGAAGCGGAAGAGAAAGAAGAGACCAAGGAAUGA
Centropristis striata (black sea bass) is the source of this 857-nucleotide messenger RNA. RefSeq names its product homeobox C8a (gene hoxc8a). The transcript is spliced from 2 exons. Gene Ontology annotation, biological process: regulation of transcription by RNA polymerase II. The record is from RefSeq and is a predicted model, not a curated record. Gene Ontology annotation, cellular component: nucleus. Gene Ontology annotation, molecular function: RNA polymerase II transcription regulatory region sequence-specific DNA binding; DNA-binding transcription factor activity, RNA polymerase II-specific. NCBI's taxonomy places the organism in Eukaryota, Metazoa, Chordata, Actinopteri, Perciformes, Serranidae. The coding region runs from base 105 to 857 and encodes 250 amino acids.